Brachypodium distachyon (stiff brome) is the source of this 4331-nucleotide messenger RNA. Its product is annotated as probable inactive purple acid phosphatase 1. The record is from RefSeq and is a predicted model, not a curated record. Gene Ontology annotation, molecular function: acid phosphatase activity; metal ion binding. Bases 2087 to 4048 code for a protein of 653 amino acids. NCBI's taxonomy places the organism in Eukaryota, Viridiplantae, Streptophyta, Magnoliopsida, Poales, Poaceae. The transcript is spliced from 17 exons.
UGUCUAGAUCAAACAAGGUUUCUGAUUGUAAGUGAGACCACACAUGUUAGUUUCUGGACAAUCUGGUUUGGUACCAUGUUUUUCAUGUAGCACAAGAGCAUGGUAGCCAUUGUUUUCACGUGACACAGCACAGGAGCACUCUCAUCUUCUAUAUCUAAGUAGGAGAAACCCACUACUUAAUUUCUCUCAACAUGCAAUCAUGCCACAUCAUCACAUCAUUAAUGUGUUCACACCUAUUUAGUAAAAACUCAUAUUUUUUGCACAUGCGUGUAAGUUAUUUCACAUCAAGUUUCUACAAUACAAUUUCAUCAUAUGUUUUCAAUUUUGGAUAAUCUUUCGUUGCUAAACAAUUUGACUCAGAUAUGUUAACUAAAAGUUUCCGCAACAACGUGCGGGGCAUCGUUUAGUUCAGAUAACGAAGCAGACGUUGAACAUGAAUAUUGAAGAGCUCUUUUGCUGUUAUCACUUACCACUGACUAGCAUAGACCAUCUACUUUCAUGAACCUCUUCUGAGAAAACAAAGUUUGUAUAAAUCUCUGAAUUUUUUGAUGAAAUAGGAAUUAUUCUAGUUCAAAAUUUUGUUUUCUAAUUGAAUAUUGUUAUUUCAAGGACUAAAGAGAUAAGAAUCUUUGCACUUCAUUGUGCUUAGAGAUCUGUGCUAUCAGAUUGGUAGUGAUAUGAAACUAAACACAUUUAUGUCCUUCCACUUGAGUCCCUGUUGCUGUGGGUUGGAGCCAUACAUUCAUAUUUGUUACUGGAACAGUUUCUGGCCAUCCUCGGAGUGUGUGUCUCUAACUGUCAGCUGCAUCAGAUCUAAGUGCAAUUAUGUAGAUCUCAAAGUAUCUUUACCCUUCUAUGGCGACAUCUGAUAAAUAUUAUCGCAAGGCUACACUGAAGAUUGCAGGUUCAGAAUUCAGCACUUCAAUAUCCGACAAGUCUGUGAUGGUGCUAUUUAUGAUCGCUUCACAAUCUCGAAUUACGGAGAUGUUUUCGCUUGCUCCAUUGACGGCUACCCAAGGACUUCAAUGGCUUCCUGAAGCUCCAACACUUUCAGGGAGGGGAGGGGAUCAGGUACACCAGUGUGGACCAGGGGCGGAGGCAGGAAAAAAAUAUAGGAAGGGUCAGAAUAGAAGGAAUGAUUUAUUAGAGGGGGCCAAAGCAUACAAAUGUGAAGCUUAUAGAACGAAAUUACAAAGAUUAUACAGGGGCUUACUAAAAACGCCAAAUCUUAGGGGGGGCCAAGGCCCAGGCUGGCCUGGGUUGUGCCUCCGCCACUGGUGUGGACCGUUGGUUCUCACCUCAUAUUCAUCCUAGCAAGAAACCACUGGGCAGACGACAAAGCCAGUGUGGUUUUUACUCCGCAAUCCUCGCCAUUGACACUGUGCUGCCUGCGGCUGAAAAGAUAGACGCACUGCAUGGUGCUUAUCGGGAUCUACAUCUGCAGCGGGGUUGGGCAGAUUAGCAGCAUUCAAGCACGAUAGCUGUGGUGACCACGUCCUUCAUCGUCCAUCACCUGUACAACCAAAGGUCUAAGGGCAAACACCAGGCUUGACCCUUUAUACAUCAACGUGAAAAUGAGUUCAGGUGUGGAAGUUAUUCCAAAAUGAAAUGAGGUUCUUGAUGGUUAUGCUUUGGAUAGUUCUUGGCCAAUGGCCAUGUUCAUGUUCUUCAUGGCUGUCAAGGAUCGCAAUAGAGGGCUUCACACGCCGUUGAUGGCUUGGCUCAUGUCAGGGCACCCCGUUUGGUUCUUGGACUCAAGGACGAUAUCAGUGAAUGGAUAGAAGUAGAGUUCUUCUAUCCAAAUCCCUACGAAGAUUGGAUUGCUGUAUUCUCUCCUGCCAAUUUUAGGUGUUCUGAUAUGAAAUGAGGUUCUUGAUGGCUAUGCUGUAGAUGGUUCUUGAUGGCUAUGAGAUUUUUCUGAAGAUAAUCUUUACUAAUACCAUACUGACACUGACCGCCCUCUCAGAAAAAAAAAAUACUGACACUGACACAGCAACGGUCAUGGUCUUUCUUGACGCCAUUUUUCAAUCUCAGUUUUGUUUCUUGGGAGCAUCGAAUAGGAUCCUGUGUCUACACGCCUACCUCAAUGAUUGGCCAUAUAUAUACUUCUGCAUCCCUUCCUCCAAUCCUGCAGAUUCGAGCCCAUAAAGUUGCUCUGUUCAUUUCCUGUAGAUUGCCACAAAUGGUUAGAAAUUACUGGCUUCUGAAGAAGAUGAGGCUGUGGAUGGUGUUCAUAUGGCUGGCUGUUUCUGCGGCAGCUCUUCCUGGCGGCGAGCAGCCGCUGUCGAGGAUCGCGAUCGAGAAGGCGACCCUCGCCGUCGCCGUUGAUGGUGCAGCUCAUGUCAGGGCGUCCCCUUUGGUUCUUGGGCUCAAGGGCGAGACCAGUGAAUGGGUAGAGGUAGAGUUCUUCCAUCCAAAUCCCUCCGAUGACAAUUGGAUUGGUGUGUUCUCCCCUGCCAAUUUUAGCGACGCAAUCUGUGAGCCUGAAAAUGUGAGGCAACAACCUCCAGUGUUAUGCACCGCACCUAUCAAGUACCAAUUUGCAAAGUUUAAGAAUGAUGGAUAUAAUAGGUCUGGGAAGGGAAGCCUGAAGCUUCAAUUGAUCAACCAGAGGGAGGAUUUCUCAUUUGCGCUAUUUUCAGGAGGACUCUUGGAGCCCAAGCUGAUAGCCGUCUCAAACAAGGUCAGAUUUGCAAACCCAAAGGCACCUGUCUACCCGCGUUUGGCGCAAGGGAAGUCUUGGAAUGAAAUGACAAUCACCUGGACAAGCGGAUACAAUAUUAAAGAAGCAGUUCCUUUUAUUGAAUGGGGUGCAAAAGUUGGGCCUCGGUUUCUCUCCCCAGCCGGAACAUUAACAUUCGACAGAAAUAGCAUGUGCGGAGCACCGGCUCGAACUGUUGGUUGGCGCCAUCCGGGUUACAUUCAUACUAGUUUCUUGAAGGAUCUGUGGCCAGACUCACUGUAUACCUACAGGCUUGGCCAUAUGUUACCAAACGGUACCCACAUCUGGAGCAAGUCAUAUAGUUUUAAAGCAUCACCUUAUCCUGGCCAAGAUUCCUUGCAACAAAUUGUCAUAUUUGGAGACAUGGGAAAGGCUGAGGCAGACGGUUCAAAUGAGUUCAACGACUUCCAGCCAGGCUCGCUGAACACUACUAACCAGAUCAUCAGAGACCUAGAGAACAUCGAUAUGGUGGUUCACAUCGGUGAUAUCUGCUACGCGAAUGGCUACUUGUCUCAGUGGGAUCAGUUUACCGCACAGAUCGAACCGAUUGCUUCAGCUGUACCAUACAUGAUUGGCAGUGGUAAUCAUGAGAGAGAUUGGCCUGGAACUGGCUCUUUCUAUGGAAAUCUCGACUCCGGCGGAGAAUGCGGCGUUCCUGCGCAAACUGUGUUCUACACUCCUGCUGAGAACCGUGCAAAAUUCUGGUAUGCAACAGACUAUGGCAUGUUCAGGUUCUGCAUAGCUAACACGGAAGAGGAUUGGAGGCCAGGGACCGAGCAAUACAAGUUCAUUGAGCAAUGCCUGUCGUCUGUCGACAGGCAGAAGCAGCCAUGGCUCAUCUUCCUCGCACACCGUGUCCUCGGGUACUCAUCUUGCACGUACUAUGAAACGGAGGGCACAUUUGAGGAGCCGAUGGGACGGGAAGCGCUGCAGGAGCUCUGGCAGAAGCACAAGGUCGAUCUCGCCUUCUACGGUCAUGUCCAUAACUAUGAAAGGACAUGCCCAGUCUAUCAGAGUCAAUGUGUCGUUGAUGCAUCGGAUCACUACAGCGGCCCAUUCAAGGCAACGACACAUGUGGUUGUCGGUGGUGCUGGCGCUAGCAUUGCAGAUUCAGAGUUCACCACUUCAAAUAUCCAGUGGAGUCACUUCAGGGACUUUGACUUUGGGUUCGUCAAGCUCACGGCCUUCAACCAUUCAUCCUUGCUGUUCGAGUACAAGAAGAGCCGCGAUGGCAAUGUGUAUGAUCAUUUCACAAUCUCCCGCGAUUACCGGGAUGUCUUGGCUUGUUCCAUUGACAACUGCCCAAGGACUACACUGGCUUCCUGAAGGAUCAGUUGAUGUGCUGCUGGUCUAUUGAGGAUUACCGGGAGCCCUCCUAUGUUGUUUGGUAAAACAGGAUUUUGAACUAGGAAUCCACGAUGACCUCCAUAGUCAAGUUACCAUCAAAUCCAGGAAUGUGUAUUUUCCUGCUGUAGCACUUCGACAUACUAUAAAGAGGCAAUUUAAAUUCAGAAUUAGAAUCCAUACUAUGGAAAAAACACACAUAAGAUAUUUUCUGGAUAUGUAAGAGUUAACCUUUAAAAUCUGGAAAUGAACCUUAAUUUCAAGU